AUGCGAGCUGGAUUCCUUUACCCAACGGAGCAACAAUUCCAAACAAUGUUUGUAUGCCCGAGACAUCGAGCGAAUCUUGGCGAAUACUGGGGAAACCAGAGUCGAAGUUCGGCAUGGCAAUACCCUGAACACAGAGGAAAGAAGAAAGGCGUCAAGAACGAUAGAGUAGUGUCCGUAAAGAUCGCACGAGAAGUCCAGCAAAUGUUUGCUGUUAUUAUUCCCGUCGGAAUGGGUAAGGCUAUGACGAAUUUUCGAAUUUUUGACAAAUUUAGCGCAUUACACAGUAUAUUCUCUUUAAUUGUGCCCUUUCCAAGCAUUACCAAAUUUAAAACAAAAACCAUUAUACAAAGUCUUUUAAACGAUUAUUUUUUUGUUGCUAUUGUUUCUAGCUAUAUGCAACAGCUGUAGAAAAAGACAUAAUGAAAAACUAAAGGAAUAUCAGUCAUCGUGCCUUGAAGAAGACGACACCCAAGAUGAUGGUUUAAAGCCGCAAUGA
Molecule: messenger RNA, 496 nt
Organism: Paramuricea clavata
Lineage: Eukaryota; Metazoa; Cnidaria; Anthozoa; Malacalcyonacea; Plexauridae
Source: the annotation of a GenBank genome assembly